This is a messenger RNA of Fusarium sp. VM40, 1272 nucleotides long. NCBI's taxonomy places the organism in Eukaryota, Fungi, Ascomycota, Sordariomycetes, Hypocreales, Nectriaceae. The record is from the annotation of a GenBank genome assembly.
AUGGAGUGGCUUGGACACGCAGAACUCAACUUCACUCAUGCACCUUCACCACGAACGGUGCAAGAAAAGGAUGGCAAUGAGACCGACCUCUUGUCCAUCUGUGAAAACGCGACACCCCCAUGCCAUCUGAACCCUUUACUCUUCAAUGGCCACUUGCAGACAAUGUGGACUGCGACCAAGCCUGCUGGACCCAAGAUUUACUACAAGCGCAAGAUUUUUGACGCAGACCACAAGAUCUACCAUGGAACUUUCGCUGUGGAUUUCGCUGUUGAGCCUUUCAAGGCCCCAGAAGAUCCUACUCUGUCACGACGGACAGCCUACUACACCGAUGAGGAGUUUGAGAAUAUCGGAUCGGAUGACACCAAACCUAUGCUCGUUGUCCUGCAUGGCCUUUCCGGAGGUUCUCACGAGAUUUACCUGCGACACACUAUUGCGCCCAUGAUUGGUGAGGGCGGCUGGGAGGCUUGUGUUGUUAACUCGCGAGGAUGUGCGCGCAGCAAAAUCACGAGCGGAGUGCUAUACAACGCGCGAGCAACAUGGGAUAUCCGUCAGACAAUAAAAUGGCUGCAGAAAAAGUUCCCCAACCGACCCCUUUUUGGUCUGGGGUUUUCUCUGGGUGCAAACAUGCUCACAAACUACUGUGGCGAGGAGGGUCCCAACUGCGUUCUGAAGGGUGCUGUUGUCUGCUCCAAUCCUUUCAAUCUCGAUGUUUCCAGCAAGAUUCUCCAGGGCAGCUAUAUCGGCAGGGAGGUGUACCUGCGAGUAAUGGGCACUGCUCUAAAGGAGCUUGCCGCUUUGCAUGAAGAGGAACUGAGGAAGUUCAGCAAGAUUGAUGUUGAUGCUGUGAUGAAGAUUACUUAUCUCCAUGAGUUUGAUCGGUUGAUCCAAUGUCCUUCUUGGGGAUAUCCCACCGAAUCCGCUUACUACCGUGAUGCGUCAUCAGCCGACGCCAUCUUAUCCAUUGAGAUUCCUUUCUUGGCUAUCCACUCGACUGACGAUCCUAUUGCUGUCAAGGAAGCCAUUCCCUACGAGGAGUUCAAGCAGAACCCCAACACAGUCCUUCUCACCUCUAGUCUUGGAGGGCAUUUGUGUUGGUUUGAGUCAUCGGGAGGUCGCUGGUUCACAAAGCCUGUUGCGAACUUCUUCAAUCACUUGGCCUUCAAGACCGACCCUGAGAGCCUCAAGCCUCAAGCCAACCCCAACAAUAGUGAUUUGGCUGACGGGCAUGGCUAUGUCCCCAUGCGACGUAAGCUGGUCAUCCUUGAAGAUUAG